This is a messenger RNA of Agrilus planipennis (emerald ash borer), 1839 nucleotides long. RefSeq lists its product as uncharacterized. The transcript has 11 exons. Lineage: Eukaryota; Metazoa; Arthropoda; Insecta; Coleoptera; Buprestidae. Bases 118 to 1701 code for a protein of 527 amino acids. Gene Ontology annotation, molecular function: ubiquitin binding. The record is from RefSeq and is a predicted model, not a curated record.
UUUUGUCAACAGAUCAAUACAGAGGUUAAACGAAAGUAGUUCAUCCCUAAAUUUCUUAAUUUAAUAAAAAAGUGUUAAUUUAAGUAAUACUUAACUGUAAAAGCAGAAAGUAGGAAUAUGGCAGAUUUACGAGAAAGACAUAUAAGUCGAGAAAAUGUAUAUGGACAAAAAUUUGGCAAAAAUUAUUUUACAAACCAGAACAGUUCUCUUAGAGAAGAACAAAAAGUGUAUGUCAGACAACUAAAUGGACCCAUGACAAGAAGACAGAGUAGCAGUUUGGACAGUGCUCCUUCACUGCAGCAUGGUUCUCCAGAAUUUCGAAGAAAUUACGUGUACCCCAGUCACAUAGCCCCCAUGCCUGCGUUUACAGUUCCCCAUCAGGAAUUAAAUGGACAUGCCUAUAAUACAUAUAAGAAUCAAGCUCAGGAGAGUACAUAUCCAACUACCACAGACACCGAGCAAGCUGUCAGCAAAAUCAGUGCGAUGUUUCCAACUGUCUCUGAUACACACAUAAGAAUUUUAUUAAAAAAGUACCAUAACAGAGAAGCUCUGGUAAUAAGUGCAUUGCAAGUAGAGAAACAUCCAAUCACAACACCUGGACCAUAUGCAACUCCACCACCGGGUCGUAAUAUCAAUGUUCAUCCCUCAAUUCAUGCUGCAAGACAAAUAACGCCCCCUCUUAGUUUACACAGCAGCUCGAGAACUGGCAGCCCUAUUUUAAGACCAGGUUCGGAUUUGAGCUCUGGGUAUAUAAGCGAAUAUCGGAGUUCACCAAAAACACCUCACUCUCCCAAAAUGAAACUGAGAUAUAUGAAGUCGAUAUUCCCAAAAGCUGAUGAAGAUGUAAUUCUGGACAUUCUUUGUAAUAAUGACAAUAACAUUCAAAAGACUUCAGGAAUUCUGGAGGAUAUGGGCUUUCAGAGAAGAGAAAUCGUCAAAAUAAUACCAAAACAACCACAAAAAAAGAAUGAUGGAAAAAAAGACGUUUGCAAUGAAAACAUAAUACCCUCAACAAAACUGAAAACUUUGGUUGAUAAAGCACAAAUGACUUUUCGUUUGAGGGAAAAGUAUCCCCAUACUCCAGAGCAUUUAAUAACCUUUGCCCUUGAAAGUGUUGAUUUUGAAGAAGAAAAAGCACACCAAAUAUUAUCAAUGAUGAUAGAAGAAGAAAAGUCUAAAGAAGCAGCUGCAGCCAAAGAAAGGCAAGAAGAAAACUCUGGUAAAGCUGAAGUGAUGCCCAUAUCACUAUCAGAAAGUAGGCAAUCUUUGAAGUCUUUAAUGAUAAACGAGCAAAAAGAAGGAUCUAUGAAACAAUCAAGCAGUUUUUGCAGGGUUCUGGAAGAAACUGGAGAAUAUGAAGGCGGUUAUAUAUCGUCAAAUUUACAGAAUACAAUGGGCGCAAAUCCAAAUAAUGUUAAAGGAGCUAAUUCUCAGUUACUAUUGAAGAGUUAUGUUCACUGUCAUGGAGCCGAUCCAAAACUGCGACAAAUCCCGUCCAAGGGACUAGCCAAAGGUCCAAAUUCGAAGUUGGUUAGUUUAAAAAAUUAUCAAGCUCAUGGACCGAAUCCGGAAUUACGUAAAGGGCCCAAAAUCGGCCUCGCCAAGGGCAAUAUAUUUUCUCAGUUGAAAAACAUCGUUGUAGGAGAGUCAAGAGGCCGCAAACAUUUUUUGAAUGACGGUUUAAUAUUGGCGAGACAAUAAAUUUCAGAGAAAAACAAAAUCAAUCAGGACCCUUUUUGAAGUCCAUGCAAAUAUAUUAACCACCUUUUAAAUCAAAAUAAAAAUACUACGGCAAAAAUACUAUUUUUGAUAUGUAGUUGAAAAAAAAGAUAAUGUAAA